This is a messenger RNA of Dufourea novaeangliae, 2976 nucleotides long. RefSeq names its product disintegrin and metalloproteinase domain-containing protein 10-like. Gene Ontology annotation, biological process: Notch signaling pathway; membrane protein ectodomain proteolysis. The coding region runs from base 1 to 2976 and encodes 991 amino acids. The transcript has 16 exons. The record is from RefSeq and is a predicted model, not a curated record. NCBI's taxonomy places the organism in Eukaryota, Metazoa, Arthropoda, Insecta, Hymenoptera, Halictidae. Gene Ontology annotation, cellular component: plasma membrane. Gene Ontology annotation, molecular function: metalloendopeptidase activity.
AUGGGGGCGGUGAAAAUGUUCGGAGUGUUGCUGGCAUGUGUCUGGCUGGUUGCCGGCUCCCCGUUACAUCCGUGGCCGCUAAUACCGCACAAAGCGAUCACGCACGGGUCGUACGUCAGGCAUUAUACGGCGGCUUGGUACGACACAGCUGCGCUGAGAGAACAUCGUACCAGAAGUCGUCGUGACACUUCGGCUUCCGGGCAUCCGGGUGACGCGACGCUGAAUCUACGCCUUCACGCUCUCGACAGGGUCUUCAAGAUGAGACUCACCAGGGACACCAGUUUAUUUCACGAGGACGUCGUGUUCGAGGGUUCGAACGACCGAGAUAUCACGUUCGAUCCGCUUCACGCUUACACCGGCACGCUCGAAGACGAUGAAAACUCGUUGGUUCACGGGAUCGUCACGGAGGAGGGUCUUUUCGACGGGACAAUCUUCACCGCCUCGGACGAGAUUUACAUCGAACCGGUCAGCAGAUACUCGCCGCUCGUGUGCCAUAGGCAGGACGGCGAUGAAACGGACACCACGGACGCUGUGCAACAUCACACCAUUGCGUAUCGUUCUGUGGACGUUAGCAUACCACCGCGGAACGAAUGCGCCAGUGAAAGAUUCCGAGAAACAACUCUGGACGAAUUGAGGACGAACAGGACGUGGAGUGGAUAUCUCGGGGACACAAUGCGGCCGCUUUAUCAACACCAGAACGAGGGGAAGUCCCGGGCGAAACCGGGCUUCUAUCCGAAGGAUGCGAGAAAGAAAGACCCCAUGGCGAGCUCGCACAAUUUGGAGCUGCUCGACAGGUUGUACAGAGCCAGGUAUUCCAGAGUACUUCGUAAACGUACCUCUGUGGACCCGAAGAAAACCACUUGCAUGCUGUAUCUACAAGCAGACCACACGUUCUUCGAUCAUUACAAGUCCGAGGAGGCAUGUAUCGAGGUAAUGACUCGUCACGUGCAGCGUGUGAACUCGAUCUACAGGUAUACUGAUUUCAAUCAGGACGGACAACCUGAUAACAUCAGUUUCAUGAUAAAACGCGUGAAAGUCCACGGUGAGGAUGCUUUGACCGAUUCGUCGUACAGGUUCACGGGCACGUAUGGAGUAGAAGAAUUCCUGGAACUUUUCUCCGAGGAGGACUACGACGCGUUCUGUCUGUCGUAUAUGUUCACCUAUCGGGACUUCGAGAAGGGCACCCUCGGACUGGCGUGGACGGGUGACUUGAAAAACGCCGGAGGUGUCUGCGAGAAGAAUGGGCACUACAGGGGCAGCAUGAAAUCGCUGAACACCGGCAUAAUCACCCUCUUGAACUACGGGAAGCACGUACCGCCGACCGUUUCUCACGUCACCCUUGCGCACGAGAUCGGUCACAACUUCGGAUCCCCUCACGACCCGGACGAGUGUUCGCCCGGCGGGGAGGACGGAAAUUUCAUAAUGUUCGCAAGAGCCACCAGCGGGGACAAGCGGAACAACAAUCGUUUCAGCCCGUGCAGCCUGGUCUCCAUAAAUCCCGUUCUAAAUGCCAAGGCCCGCUCGACCAAAGGCUGCUUUGCCGAGCCGCAAACUGCCAUCUGCGGGAACGGCGUGGUGGAGGAUGGGGAGGAGUGUGAUUGCGGCUGGGAGGAGGACUGCAACGACCCCUGUUGCCACCCUCAACGACUCCAUCAUGCCCCUCAUGAGAUACCUUGUCGCCUUGCCGAUGGCGCAGUCUGCAGUCCCAGUCAAGGUCCCUGCUGCACAUCCGGCUGCACUCUGCGCAACGGCGAUAAGUGCAGGGACGACAACGGAUGCAGAGACGCGAGCUUCUGCGACGGUGGUGGUCCCCAGUGUCCGCCAUCCAUCAACAAACCUAACAAGACCAUAUGCAACGACGAGUUCGUCUGCUACAUGGGGGAAUGCACCGGCAGCAUUUGCCUGGCUUAUGGCUUGGAAUCCUGUCAGUGCAUCGCCGGUCCCGAGGAUCCCCCUACCAAGAGCUGCGAACUAUGUUGUAAAUUGCCAGGAGAGGAUCAACCGUGCCUAUCGUCCUUCGCAUGGAAUUCAGCGCCUUACGAUAUUCCUGACAUGCUGUCGAAGCCAGGCACACCGUGCAACGAUUACAAUGGCUACUGCGACGUCUUCCAAAGAUGUCGAGAGGUGGAUCCCAGCGGACCGUUGGCGACUUUGCGGCGACUCCUGUUGUCGGACGCUAGUUUAGCCAGUUUCCAACGAUUUCUGGCCGAUUACUGGUACAUCGUCGCGAUCAUUGGCUUCGCGAUACUGUUGAUUCCGGUGUUCGUGAUACGAUGGCUGACAAAACGGCGGGAUCCACGCGCGAAAAUUCUAUCCACGACCGAGGACCGACCAAAGGUAUCUGGUCAGCCCUCGAACGACGAACCCACGAGAGAUUGUUCGUCCGUGCGGAAGAUACAGUCGAUGGACAUCUCGCGGCUGAAGAAGAGGAUCGUCGAGACGAUGAAGAGUAUCGCGUCACCUCGACGGAAAAAGGACGCCUCCAUGGAUGGUGGCACGUUCCUGGCCAGGAUUUAUCGACUCCUGGCAAGAGAUUCGACACGUCCAAUGCCCGCGGAACGAUCCUCGAACGAGGUCGAACGACUGUAUAGAAACACAGACGAGGGAACAGAAGUCAUAGACGGGGCCAAAAGGCAAAAAUCUGACGACGAUUCGGGGGUGAAAGUUUACGGUUGGAGGCGGAUCGUGUUGAUGUUAAUCGGGACACGCGGUACAAGUUCCUCGUCGACCACACGUAGAAAAUCGACCAACCGUGAAUCGAUCAACCGGGAAUCGACGCGAAUCACAAUGUGGAGGAGAGGCGUACAGGUCGAGAAGCUCUGCGCUACAUCGAAGACGAUCGUGAAUCCUUGUAGAAGAGACAAUAGCUACCAAACCGAGCCUCUGGUGGUGCCAGACACACCUGAUACACCGGGUGAAACGUCAGAAACAAGGAUUCAGACCUCCGAUCUGACAGUUUUGCUGGCGGACAGUUAG